Molecule: messenger RNA, 2505 nt
Organism: Pseudophryne corroboree (corroboree frog)
Lineage: Eukaryota; Metazoa; Chordata; Amphibia; Anura; Myobatrachidae
Product: zinc finger protein 850-like
Exons: 3
Source: RefSeq, a predicted model, not a curated record
CUUGUUACACAUCAGAGUAGUCACACAGGUGAGAAGCCAUUUUCCUGUUCUGAGUGUGGGAAAUGUUUCGCAUUUAAAUCAGUUCUUGUUAGACAUCAGAGAAGUCACACAGGUGAGAAGCCGUAUUCCUGUUCUGAGUGUGGGAAAUGUUUUGCAUUCAAAUCACAUUUUGUUAUUCAUCAGCAUACUCACACAGGUGAGAAGCCAUUUCCAUGUUCUGAGUGUGGGAAAUGUUUUGCACGGAAAUCAGAUCUUGUUAAACAUCAGAGAAGUCACACAGGUGAGAAGCCGUAUUCCUGUUCUGAGUGUGGGAAAUGUUUUACACAGAAAUCAGCUCUUGUUACACAUCAGAGUAGUCACACAGGUGAGAAGCCAUUUUCCUGUUCUGAGUGUAGGAAAUGUUUUCCACGGAAAUCAGCUCUUGUUGCACAUCAGAGAAGUCACUCAGGUGAGAAGCCGUUUUCCUGUUCUGAGUGUGGGAAAUGUUUCGCAUGUAAAUUAGUUCUUGUUAGACAUCAGGGACGUCACACAGGUGAGAAGCCGUUUUCCUGUUCUGAGUGUGGGAAAUGUUUUACACAGAAAUCAGCUCUUGUUACACAUCAGAGUAGUCACACAGGUGAGAAGCCAUUUUCCUGUUCUGAGUGUAGGAAAUGUUUCGCAUUUAAAUCAGUUCUUGUUAGACAUCAGAGAAGUCACACAGGUGAGAAGCCGUAUUCCUGUUCUGAGUGUGGGAAAUGUUUCACAUUUAAAUCAGUUCUUGUUAGACAUCAGAGAAGUCACACAGGUGAGAAGCCGUUUUCCUGUUCUGAGUGUGGGAAAUGUUUUGCAUUCAAAUCACAUUUUGAUAUUCAUCAGCAUACUCACACAGGUGAGAAGCCAUUUCCAUGUUCUGAGUGUGGGAAAUGUUUUGCACGGAAAUCAGAUCUUGUUAAACAUCAGAGAAGUCACACAGGUGAGAAGCCAUACUUCUGUUCUGAGUGUGGGAAAUGUUUUACACAGAAAUCAAAUCUUGUUCUACAUCAGAGAAGUCAUACAGGUGAGAGGCCAUUUCUAUGUUCUGUGUGUGGGAAAUGUUUUGCAUACAAAUCAGUUCUUAUUAGACAUCAGAAAAGUCACACAGGUGAGAAGCCAUUUCCAUGUCCUGAGUGUGGGAAAUGUUUUGCACGGAAAUCAGAUCUUCCUAUACAUCACAGAAGUCACACAGAUGAGAAGCCAUUUCCAUGUUCUGAGUGUGGGAAAUGUUUCACACAGAAAUCAGUUCUUGUUACACAUCAGAGAAGUCACACAGGUGAGAAGCCAUUUCCAUGUUCUGAGUGUGGGAAAUGUUUUGCAUACAAAUUAGUUCUUAUUAGACAUCAGAGAAGUCACACAGGUGAGAAACCGUAUUCCUGUUCUGAGUGUGGGAAAUGUUUUUCAUCGAAAUCAGAUCUUGUUAGUCAUCAGAGAAUUCACACAGGUGAGAAGCCAUAUUCCUGUUCUGAGUGUGGUAAAUGUUUCGCACAGAAAUCAGCUCUUGUUUCACAUCAGAGAAGUCACACAGGUGAGAAGCCAUAUUCCUGUUCUGAGUGUGGGAAAUGUUUCGCACAGAAAUCAGCUCUUGUUACACAUCAGACAAGUCACACAGGUGAGAAGCCGUAUUCCUGUUCUGAGUGUGGGAAAUGUUUUGCACAGAAAUCAGCUCUUGUUACACAUCAGACAAGUCACACAGGUGAGAAGCCGUAUUCCUGUUCUGAGUGUGGGAAAUGUUUUGCACAGAAAUCAGCUCUUGUUACACAUCAGACAAGUCACACAGGUGAGAAGCCGUAUUCCUGUUCUGAGUGUGGGAAAUGUUUUAUCCAGAAAUUACAUCUUAUUAAACAUGAGAGAAGUCACACAGGCGAGAAGCCAUUUUCUUGCUAUGAGUGUGGGAAAUGUUUUAUCCAGAAAUCACAUCUUAUUAAACAUGAGAGAAGUCACACAGACGAGAAGCCAUUUUCUUGCUAUGAGUGUGGGAAAUGUUUUACCUGGAAAUCACAAUUUGUUACACAUCAGCGAAGUCACACAGGUGAGAGGCCAUUUCCAUGUUCUGAGUGUGGGAAAUGUUUUAUCCAGAAAUCACAUCUUAUUAAACAUGAGAGAAGUCACACACGCGAGAAGCCAUUUUCUUGCUAUGAGUGUGGGAAAUGUUUUAUCCAGAAAUCACAUCUUAUUAAGCAUGAGAGAAGUCACACAGGCGAGAAGCCAUUUUCUUGCUAUGAGUGUGGGAAAUGUUUUACCUGGAAAUCACAACUUGUUACACAUCAGCGAAGUCACACAGGUGAGAGACCAUUUCCAUGUUCUGAGUGUGGGAAAUGUUUUGCACACAAAUCAGAUCUUAUUAAACAUGAGAGAAGUCACACAGGUGAGAAGCCAUUUUCUUGCUAUGAGUGUGGGAAAUGUUUUACCUGGAAAUCACAACUUGUUACACAUGAGCGAAGUCACACAGGUGAGAAGCCAUUUUCUUGCUCAGAAUGUGGGAAAUGUUUU